Pseudomassariella vexata is the source of this 714-nucleotide messenger RNA. RefSeq lists its product as uncharacterized. NCBI's taxonomy places the organism in Eukaryota, Fungi, Ascomycota, Sordariomycetes, Amphisphaeriales, Pseudomassariaceae. Bases 1 to 714 code for a protein of 237 amino acids. The record is from RefSeq and is a predicted model, not a curated record. The transcript has a single exon.
AUGCCGUUACCACGAGAGCCAUUCACCAUCCAUGGUGGUUGCAACUGCAAAGCCAUCCGAUAUCGCAUAUCUGUCCCGCCUCAUAAAGACCGAGUCUUGAGCCCUUAUUGUACGCCAGGAGGCGACAUCGGCGAUCAUCGUCUACCAGUGACCCAAAUAUGCCACUGCAAUGACUGUCGCCACGCCACCGCGCAGCUUCCGUCGUUCAUUCUGAUGGCCCUUACCUCAAGCGUUCAGGUGUCUGCAGCCCCAACAUUAGCAGACAUCGAAGCGCUCGGCAACGAACACACCUGGACUCCGGGCACUGAGAUGUUCGACCACACAAACACAGUUCACAAAGAAACAUGGUUAGGGCUUUACAAAUCAACACCAGUGCGCAGUCGUUGGUUCUGCAAGCGCUGCGGUGUACAGAUCGCUUAUAACCUUGACGCCGGGUCUGUACCCGAGGAAUGGGGAUGGCCUGUCAUGGUCAACUUUUGCCUAGGCACGGUCGACCGCGAGUAUUUAGAGAAGGAUUAUAUGAAGCCGGACCAUGCUAAUUGGACGGCCCUUGGGAUCCCGUGGGUGCGUGACUUGGUCACAAAGGGCCGUGUUGACGAGCAUCCGCUGUUCGCGCUGGAUCGUGGGAUGGGAGAUGAUAUUACGGCGGAUGUGGAGGAGCUGGAGGGGCUGGGGCUUACUAUCAAGAGUAAGAUAUCCAUUGUGGACAAUUAG